Molecule: messenger RNA, 2099 nt
Organism: Drosophila albomicans
Lineage: Eukaryota; Metazoa; Arthropoda; Insecta; Diptera; Drosophilidae
Exons: 2
Coding region: 168-1601 (477 amino acids)
Source: RefSeq, a predicted model, not a curated record
CAGCAGCAACAGCAGCUACACCAAAGUUGGACAUCAAUCAAGUCGCUGCAGCGGACGCGAAUGUCGGCCGUCUAGCUGAUUGCAGGAGCAGCAGCAACAGCAGUAACAGCUGGAGUGUUUCGCCCCCAACCAAGCAUUACACACAUCCCACACCCGAUUCCAGCCAAAUGUAUGCCGGUCGUGCCACGCAAUUCGCCAAGACUAUCAGCAGCAUGGCAUGCAGCAUACAGAAGCAGCCCUCGCAGCCAGCGCCAACAACAGCAGCCACAGCAGCAGCUGCAGCAUCAUCAAUGGCCAUGACGGCAUCCAGUGUUAGUGGUAUUGGUGGCUCCAGUGGAGCUGGCACUGUGCCCUCCACACCCAAGGCAUCGAAGGCAGCCCAACCACGCGGCUCGUUGCCCACAGAUGUGCAUCAGCCUCCACUGGAAUUCCAAUGGCCACCGCCGUUGCCCGUGUCCAGUCACACCAGCAACUUGCGCUUGAACAUGAUGAACCAGGAUCCCAAGGAUCUGCAUACCGCGCGCGCCAUCAUCGAGGAACUGCGCUCCAAGGUUCGCUUCCAAACGGAGCACAUCAUGAAGUGGCGAAAGGCUUACGCUAUGCAGGUACAACAACACUAUCGCUAUCAGAAGGAAAAGUCAGACCAGAUGAACUCACUAACCUCCCAACUGCUUUUAUUGGAGUCGCGCUUGAAAAGGAAACAAAAGCAAAUCGCCAGUCUGCUGAGCCACCGAGAAGUCACCAUACAGCGUCAGCAGAAGAUCAUUGACACGCUCUCCACCCGCCUGGUGGAUCAUGGCCUCGAGAGCAUUGAGGCGAGCUAUGCCAACGAGCUGGACUCGCUGAACGAUUCGGAUUCGGCGGUGGUGCUGGAGGACAUCGACUCGGACAGCAACAUGACGCUGGGCACGCGACGCAAGAGCAGCGGCGGAUUGGGAGGCGUGCUGGGCAGCGAUGGCAUCACCAUAGUGCGUUCGAUAUCGGAUGCCAUUGAGACGAACCUGAAUAAAUACGGCGCUGCCCGGCGAAACAAUUGCUUCUUGCGACGCCCGGACAUACUGGAGACUGUCUACUCGGUGGAAGAGGAUCCGGAGCCCACCUCUGAUGUGGCCGAGAAGCGAGAUAAGUUCAAAAAUCGCUCUGACAAGGCGCUCAGCUCCAGCUCCACUGAGGGACAAAUUGAUGCAGCAACUCCAGGUUCGGGUGCGUCCACAACGCCGGAGAAAGCCAAAGAAGCGUCUAUAGGCGCCGCAAUGCCGGUGCCACGUCGCCAGCUGGGUGGAUUGAAGCGCUCGCCCAGCCACGAUUCACCCUGCACCACACUGAGCGUCAAGGUGCCGCAGUUGCAGCCGUCGCCAGCUGCAGGCGCUGAGCAGCAGCAGCUCAAUGGAAAGUCGCAGGUGAUCACCUACAAUCGUGUAAUGUCCAACCACCGAUCGGUGACAAAGCCCAAGGAUGUCAAGUACAAGCGCAUCAACAAGGCUAAGUCGAAGAGUCUCGAGGAACUGCGUGGUCGCCUCAAGAAUCUCGUGGAGCGACCCGGUCUCGAUGCUGGAUACACUGCGGGCAUGAUGCCCCAGACGGCGCAAUCGUAUGCGUGACAAUCGGAGGCAGUGCAGCAGCUGGCAGAUGUAUCGCCGCCACUGCCAGCUGCAGCAGCAUCGACAUCGCAGUCGAAGGCGACGCUAUCCGCCGGACAUACGCCGGAUCAGACGACACCGCAGCGGCAUAGUUUUCCCAAGCGAUCGCUCACCUUGCCACGGAUCCUUGUGCCGCAGUCGGCGAACGGUGCAGCUGGCAGCGGCAGCAGCAGUGGGCGUGGCGGUUUCUAGCAAUUAAAGAAAUUUUUCAUACGCAAUUGUGAUAAAAAAUAAAACAAGUUCUCUAUCCCUAUCUCUAACUUUAAUGUGCUCUUAUUCUCACUCUCGCUGUUUUCGUAGUCUCUUUUGUAACAUUUGUUUCCUGUGCUCGGCAUUUAAUUUAAUCUAAUUUAAUUUUAGUUAAGUUUAAUUUAGUUUGUGUCAAUAAACGAAACUGCAUUUUGACUUUAACAAUUAAUAUGAUUUCACUAAUAAAUAUGAAAAGUGCUCAUUGAGUAC